Messenger RNA from Funneliformis geosporum, 573 nucleotides. The record is from the annotation of a GenBank genome assembly. NCBI's taxonomy places the organism in Eukaryota, Fungi, Glomeromycota, Glomeromycetes, Glomerales, Glomeraceae.
AUGAAUGGAACCCGAUUAGAGGAAUUUGCUCAGGAAUACUCUGUUAAUUGUACACUUUGUGGAACAAUUAUUACUACAGAAUUGGAACAUGAAUGUAUUAUUGGAUACGAUCUAGGACAAAUACAUCCUGAAAUGAUUCCAGAAACUUUAUGUAAUGAAAUAUUUUGGAAUAUACCAGAAGAAGUGCAGCAAAAUGACGAUGCUUGUCUAGCAGCAGUUGAAUUACUAAAACCAACCAAGAACCCUCAAACACAUGAUCAUGUGGAUCAACAGAGUAAAAAUUUGAUCGACAGAAUUCGUCAAAUUAUAGAAAAAUUACCUGAAAUUAGAGAAAAGGCAAAACAAACAAUGAUCGCUGUUAAAAACAAACAGAAGACAGCCUAUGAUAAACAAAUGGUUAAGCCAAAAUCAUUUGACAUUAGACAAAAAGUUUUGUACUAUGAUGCUGCCAAAAUAAAUCAAUUUUCAGGAAAAUUAGAACCAAAAUGGAAAGGACCAUAUAGGAUUUACGAAGUCUUAAUAAACGGAUUUUACAAAAUAAGGGAAAUAGAUAGACGAUUAUUAGCCAGACCU